UUUACUUAAUGUAUUCACAAAAUAUGUCAGCGUUGUCUGUAAUUGAAAUGUAUACACUGUAAAAAUCAAUGUUGCAGAACAAGGAAGUACAUUUUGGUAUCAAAUUCCAUGAAAGAAUUCAAAAGCGACAGGAAAAUAUUUACAGUCAACAUUUCAUCUGAGGAACAUACUGUGAAUGAUUUAAAAAAACUUGUGAAAAUAUUUUGAGGAUUAUAUAAAGAUAAAACAUGGCUGUCCCAGGAAAAAAAGCAUCAAAACAAUUUUCAUCUUCAACACAAUCCAUGGCAUCAGAUGAAGAUCUUCAAGUUUACUGUCAACCUUGUGAUGAGGAAGGAACCAGACUUCCUGCCCAUGGUUACUGCACAGAUUGCAAGGAACAUUUAUGCAAGAAUUGUUUCACAGUCCAUAAAAAGCAUAAACUUUCCAAACAUCAUACACUUCUGGAUGCAACAAGAAUGCCUAAAGUUUUGCAUCAACCCUCAUCAUCCACCCACACAGGCCAGUCUGAUGAACUUACCACACCCUGUUCCAAACAUCCGAAAGAAAUGAUCAAGUUCUACUGCCUCAACCAUGAAGAAUUACUCUGCAGUGUGUGUGUUACCCUUGAACACCAAGCUACAUCCUGCAAAGUAAACUAUAUACCCGAUAUAUCUGGUAAUAUGACAGACAGCAAAGAAUGUCAAGAUAUUUUGAAAGCAGUAAAUAGUACUUCUGACCAAUAUCAGCAGUUUGUGGAAGAUGCCAAAAAGAUGACAAAUAAGUCCAACAGCUCUCUCAAAGAUGCAUUAUCAGACAUUAGAAAGUUUCGGCAAGAAAUCAACCAAAGACUAGAUGAACUGGAGAAACAGAUUGAAAAUGCAGUUAAAGUCAUAGAACAAGAAAAUAACAAAUAUCUGAAAGCAGUAGAGACAACAUGUGAAGACAUAACCAAAUCUCUGAAGACAUCAUCAGGCACCAUUAAACAACUUAACAUAUCAAAACAAGCUGAUAAACUCUUCAUGGAACUUAAACUUGCAGAAAAAACAAUGAAAAAUGUGGAGGGAAAAAAAUUAGAACUUUCAUCAUAUGUUAUCAAAGAACACAAUUAUAAAGCAAAUGUGGCAAUAUUAGAUUUUCUUAAAACAGAGAAGUCUUUGGGUACAUUGACACAAAAAACUUUAACAAUAAAAUCUCAAUUUUCACAAAUAAAGUCUAGAAAAUCCUCACAUCAGGGACAAAUCUGUGUGAAGACAUCAAAAGAUAAAGACAGUUGCUUCAUAACAGGAAUGACUCUGCUGACUCCUGAUCUUCUAAUCAUCAUUGACCACGAUAAUCAUGCUGUAAAGAUGGUAGAUAUCAGCAGUCAAUCUGUGUCUGAUCAACUACAACUAGAUGAUAACCCAUGGGAUAUUACCACGGUAUCUAGUACUGAACUUGCUGUCACACGUCCUUACGCAAACAAAAUACAGUUUAUAUCAAAAUCAUUAAAAAAACUUAUAAAAAAGCACACUAUCAAAGUAAAUGGACUAUGUCAUGGUAUAAGCUGUUACCAAGGUAAACUUGUUGUGACAUACUGUUAUCCUGGAAAAGUCCAGAUCCUUGAAAUGAAUGGCACUAUACUGACAACAAUCGAUGAUAAAAAUAUUUUUAAAGACCCAGAAAAUGUAACAUGUAAUAAACGUUCUAUCUAUGUAUCUGACUGUGGGAUGAAAUCAAUUACAAGAAUAAACUGGCAGGGUGAUGUAGUAGGUAGCUAUAGCUGUACAGGUGAGCCAAGAGGAAUAUCACUAUCAGAUGAUGGAACUGUCUUUGUGUGUGACUGGAAGAAAAAUGUUAUAGAAGAGAUGUCAGAAGACUGCUCUACAGGAAAGGUUGUACUGCAGAAUGUGAUUUUUCCAUAUGCUGUUUGUUGGUCUGAGGAAACAAAGAAGUUGCUUCUGUUGCAAAACACCGUGUUACAACAAGACUGGCAAGAAUGUGAAUGUAAAACAUGGCACCCGGAACCAACUGUCAGACUUCUCACUGUGCCU
Molecule: messenger RNA, 2009 nt
Organism: Ruditapes philippinarum (Manila clam)
Lineage: Eukaryota; Metazoa; Mollusca; Bivalvia; Venerida; Veneridae
Product: E3 ubiquitin-protein ligase TRIM33-like
Exons: 4
Molecular function (GO): zinc ion binding
Source: RefSeq, a predicted model, not a curated record